AUGCAUAACGUAUUUGCAAAAGUACCGAACAUUUAAAGACUACAAAAGAAAAUCAUAAGUAUAUUUUUAUUACUUUAUUGAUAUUCGUUGAGAAUAACAUUAAGUACGCAUUUAUAUUUCAAUUUGUAACGAAAAUUUAAAAAUGAAAAUAAUUUAUAUUAUUGUUUUGAUUAUGUCUGCUAAUAUGCUAUCAGCAAGUAUAGAAAUAAAAGAAUUAACACCUGUUAAGAUGUUAUUCAAUUGUUUCUUUAACUGGAAAAUACACAAGCCCGUUAAAAGAGACAAUUCUAAUCAAUUCACUGAAGAAUUUUUGAACGAGUUGAAAAAUUGGGAUAAUUCAAUGAAAGAUAGAGGUAUUACCCAUGAAGAUCUUGGUAAAAUAAUUGGACAAGCCGUUACUGAGAAAGUUUGCCCAAAUGUCAACGUAAAAGAUUGUCCCGGAAUAGUGCAGGCUUGUUGUUAUUAUUAUGUAAAAGAUGUAAGAUAUGACAUUAAACCAGUCCACAUUAAGACGAUGGACCGUUUACAUGAUAAUCUCAUUGAAUAUAAAAAUAACCGGCAUAUUUCAAAUGACAUGAAACGUCUCUUAAGUAUAUAUUAAUAAUUAUAAAUUUUAUUUCUUCAUAGGAAAAUAAACAAUAUAUUAUUUUGUAUUAAAUUAUUUAUGCAAAAUUAAACACGAUUAAAAUAAUGUAAAAGAAUAAUUUUCUAUUAAUUUAUAACAUAAUGUGACUUAUUAAAAUAUAGAUAAAAUCUAAUUGA
This is a messenger RNA of Daktulosphaira vitifoliae (grape phylloxera), 762 nucleotides long. RefSeq lists its product as uncharacterized. The record is from RefSeq and is a predicted model, not a curated record. Bases 143 to 601 code for a protein of 152 amino acids. NCBI's taxonomy places the organism in Eukaryota, Metazoa, Arthropoda, Insecta, Hemiptera, Phylloxeridae. The transcript has 3 exons.